Molecule: messenger RNA, 1058 nt
Organism: Striga asiatica
Lineage: Eukaryota; Viridiplantae; Streptophyta; Magnoliopsida; Lamiales; Orobanchaceae
Source: the annotation of a GenBank genome assembly
UGAUUACAAGGGUAAUUAGAGCAAAAAAAAUAAAAAUGUACAUUUAUAUCAUUUUUGCCCUUCUCAUCAUAUUUCUUACCCAGAUGAUUUACCUUUGGAUGAACCCAGAAUGUGAAGGCAAACUUCCUCCAGGUUCCUCAGGCUUCCCUUUCAUUGGAGAGACCCUUCAAUUAUUCAUUCCAAGCUACUCCCCUGAUGUUCAUCCAUUCAUUAAGAAAAAAAUCCAAAGACACGGGUUGAUGUUCCGUACAAAUUUUGCUGGCCACAAUGUGGUGGUAUCGGCCGAUCAAGAAUUUAACUGUUAUAUUUUUCAGCAAGAAGAAAAAUUGGUUGUCCAUUGGUACCUCGAUUUGUUUGCCAAGGUUUUCGAACACCAGAAAUUUAGACCCGACGGUCUCACUAUUCAUAAGUACAUAAGGAAUUUGGUCUUAAACCAUUUUGGCUCUGAGAGUAUCAGGCAAAAACUACUUUCCGAGUUUGAAGAGAUUGCUUGCAAACACAUUCACUCAUGGUCCAUGCAAGACUCAAUUGAAGUGGAACAUGCUUCAACUGCUAUGUUUGCUGAACUUUGCGGGAAACAUCUGUAUACUCAUGGUGGUGAGAGCUCAGAAGAUUUUGCAGAUUUGUUCAUCAAUCUCAGUAGAGCUGCGAUGUCGUUUCCUUUGAACAUUCCUGGUACAACAUUUCACAAAUGUCUCAAGGACAAGGAAGAAGCAUUAGACACGGUAAGGAAAAUCGUGAUUGAAAGGAUUGCUUCGCCUCCGAACAAUCAUGGCGACAUGCUCGAUGAGAUGGUCAAGGACAUGAAGACCACCAAAUUUCUCACGCCGGAAUAUAUUGCGCAGUUCUUAUUUUCAAUGUCGUUUGCCACGUUUCAGACAAUCCCCGGCAUGCUAACGCAUGUGGUGAACUUUGUAGCACAAAAUCCGGCUGUUCUUCGAGAGUUAAUUGCUGAGCAUGAAGAAAUCCUCUCAAGAAGAGAGAAUUUUAACUCCCCAGUUACUUGGGAAGAGUAUAAAUCCAUGACCUUUACUCUUCAAGUCAGUGUUUAUACAUAA